AGCGGCAGAUCGCAAGGCAGACGCACGGAGGGCUCCCCAGGAGGGCCCUGGCGCGGGGCGAAGUCCCUAGGCUGCCCCGGUGGCGGAGCGCAGAGGCUGCUGUCACCAUGAGCCACCUCUUCAGUCCCCCGCUGGCCGCUCUUACUGCCUCGCCGUUGCUGUAUGUGUACAGCCCCGAGAGGCCCGGGCUGCCCCUGGCCUUCACCCCUGCCGCUGCGCUGGCCGGCCCUGGCCGCGCCGAGCCCCCGCAGAAGCCGCCCUACAGCUACAUCGCGCUCAUCGCCAUGGCGAUCCAGGACGCGCCCGAGCAGAGGGUUACACUGAAUGGCAUCUACCAGUUCAUCAUGGACCGUUUCCCCUUCUACCACGACAACCGCCAGGGUUGGCAGAACAGCAUCCGCCACAACCUGUCGCUCAACGAGUGCUUCGUGAAGGUGCCGCGUGAGAAGGGGCGGCCCGGCAAGGGUAGCUACUGGACACUGGACCCUCGCUGUCUGGACAUGUUCGAGAACGGCAACUACCGGCGCAGGAAAAGGAAGCCCAAACCCGCCGCGGGUUCCCCGGAGGCCAAGCGCACCCGGGCGGAGCAGCCGGAGCAGCCGGAGGCUGAAGUGGGCUGCAACUCAGGGUGUCCGGGCCUGGUUACUGCACGCCCUCCGCGCGCACCGGAUCGUGCUCAGUCCCCGACGGGAGGCACCGCGCGGCCCGCGCUCCUUCCCUGGUUCCGCCCCGAGCCCUGGGACCCCGACGCGGACCGCACAGCCCAGGGCGCGGGGGCAGCGGCGGGUGGCCAGCGUGAGCGCACUGUGCACCGCCCGGGAUCCCCUCUGCGCCCCGCCCCCAGCGGCUCCCCCAAGGGUUCCAAGUCUAAGAGCUUCAGCAUCGACAGCAUCUUGGCCGGGAGACCAAAGCCGGCCUCAGGGGCAGAGGCCUCGGGGGUCCCAAAGUCCGUGCCGGGCUUGCUGGGCGCCUCGCUGCUGGCCUCCUCAUCCAGCCUACCACCUCCCUUCAACGCUUCGCUAGUGUUCGACCCGCACGUCCAGGGCGGCUUUUCCCAGCUGGGAAUCCCCUUCCUUUCCUAUUUCCCUCUGCAGGUCCCCGAAGCCGCCGUGCUUCGCUUCCAAUAAGGCGGAUCAGCAGCUGCUUCCCCGCCCCGCGAACCCCCACCUCCAGCCAGCAAAGGCUGCGGCUAUCGGGCAACAGCUUGCCUGCGGGUGAACGGGUGUAGAAGUAACCUAGGUUUCUGCCCUGGCGACUGUGUGUUUAGAACAGCGUACCCACUCCGGCCAAACUCGGUGCACUGCGGGGUCGUGUUGGUCUGCCUUCUCCGAAGAUGACUUAACCAGCGGUGGGAAGCUUUGCAGACUUAAAAGAGGACGUGAUCACAGCCCACUCAACACUAACAAUCACCAGCGGAACCCCGUUGGCCCGUUGGGUCGCUGGUGUUUUUAAAAUAGCCUGACCCUCUUUGCCCACCACAGGUCCUCAUUAGGACCCGAGUCUCCUGCUGAACCCGAGGGCAAGACUUAUAGGCAUAGCAUACAUUUCUACACGGAAAUUCCACUGGACCGUGGACAGCUCAGUGGAUUCCUUGUGACCCAGGCCUUGGCUAUGACCUCUUUGGAUGAUGGGAGCUUGCAUCCAGAAUGCAGGGAUCCGUGGUUCCCAGGGUGUGGGAGAGAUGUAGGCCUGGUUACCAUUCACAACUAAGGCUAAGAGAAGCAGGCAGAGCAGCAAUGCUCAAUAUGAAGAGACAAACCUUCCUCUACACUAAAAGGAUGUUUGUUCUUGGCUUUUGAACCAGGCUCCUCUCACUUGGCUAUUGGCUUCUUUCAAAGCACCCAUAUUUGGCCGGCACUCAUGGCUUAGCGUGGCACACCAGUACCUUCCGCAGCAGCAUAGCCCUCUGUUAGUUUGUGCUUUUUCUUUUUAAGGGACCAAACGAUUUCAGGGGACACAGGAGGGCAUGUGUGGAGUUAAUACGCCUCAAGGUCAGAAUUUUUAUUUCUGUAGUUUUUCAAGAUCUAACUUCCUUUUUUUUCUCUCUCUCUCCGUUUUCCAGACUCACAUAGUAAAGGACACCAUGUAAUCAGAAAGGCUGGGGGAGCAAGCACACUCCUGUCUGAUCUGGGACAGAAGUGCCUCUACAUGGCACAGCCUCCAGGCGACACUGAGGCACCCCAAGUCAGUGUUCCCUCCAGGAGACUCUAGAUCCUGACAUUAAAUAAACACAUAGGGGUGACCAGAUGUUGGGAGGGUACCAACAAUGAUCUGACUAAGACAAUUGAGCUGGUUACAGUUCAGUUCAGCUUCCAGCUUGGGGGGAAACUGGUAGACCUUCAUGGUGCCUGUGUUUUAGCUCUCUGACGGGUUCUUGAAGUUUGACUUCCUGAGGAACUAAAGAACUAUCUUUUAUCUGGGGGUAAGAAAGGUACAAAAAUGAAGGAUUCUUGGGCAUAGGCCCUGAGCGAAGUCUCACAACCACCAAGGUGUGCCACGUCACAUCUGUAAUCUCAGUACUCGGGAGGCUGAGGCAAGAGGAUUGCUGUGAGUUUCAGGCUAGCCUGUGCUACAGAGUUAGACCUGUUACUAACAGAAACCAAACAGACAAUCACAGACAAGUCUCAGGACUUGUGCAAAAAUGCCUAAGAACUCUCAAGUCCCCUGCUGGUCAGUGGUGGGAAAAGCAUUUUGGGCAGGAGGGAUACUGUCUGGUUGUCAAGAGAGUCGGAUCUCUUACAACAAUUCAGUCCUACAGUCCAAUCUGGGUCCCACCAGGUCUGUGUGGAGAUGGGGAAGGGUGUUCAGCGGCUCUAGCUGAAGGCCUUUGCUGGGACCUCACCGUGGAUUCAGGUGGCUGGGACUGAACAGAACGCAGCAGGCAGGCUGCCAUUGGAUG
Microtus oregoni (creeping vole) is the source of this 2899-nucleotide messenger RNA. It is a transcript of the gene Foxl1, whose product is annotated as forkhead box L1. Lineage: Eukaryota; Metazoa; Chordata; Mammalia; Rodentia; Cricetidae. Gene Ontology annotation, biological process: anatomical structure morphogenesis; cell differentiation; regulation of transcription by RNA polymerase II. Gene Ontology annotation, molecular function: RNA polymerase II cis-regulatory region sequence-specific DNA binding; DNA-binding transcription factor activity, RNA polymerase II-specific. The record is from RefSeq and is a predicted model, not a curated record.